AUGGCGACCUCAAAACAUCUUAAAUCGAGCACAAGAGGCCAGACAGGACCUUCCACGGUAACCAAGACAAUCUCGGUGCCCAAGUUUCAUGGUUCUCAAAGCAACGCACAAAGUGACAGUUCGAACGAGGACGACAAGGAGAUCAUUGCGACUAGAAAGCGACCUAUCCUUGACCUGACAGUGGAAACUGAGCAACUAAACGCACUGAUUAGUGUUGCACGGAGAAUUGAAUCCCCCGAGGAUGUCGUUCUCGUCCGACAGACGAGCAAAGAGCGGCUCUACGAGAAAGCCAGACUUCUGGCCCAAUUUCGCCAGCAGCCCUUUUUCCUUAAGACUUUUGAGAUAUUCUGCUCGAGUUUAAUGGUGGAUAUUGUUUGCGAGUUUGUCGAAUUCUCUCUUUUGUAUCUCGUUGAGCAUGCGAGAUUGCCUACCCAAAAAGAAGUGGUGGCCAUUACUGGACAAGCAAGGGCUCGCCUUCCUGGAAGCUCACAGUCUGAGGUAUGGAAAAUUAAGCCUGGUAAAUGUUUGGGCGAACCCGAGAUCUGCCAGAGGAACAGCCAUAAGGGUAUUCCUGCAGCUAAUGUCGAUGUGCAAGAUCUCGGCAAUAUUAUUAUGACGUUAGUCACGAAAAGUAACGAGUCUGAGCGAAAGCCGGAUCCUGGACGUUACACACUACAACUCGUAGACUUCCUGAAGCAAACCUUAACCGAGUCGGCAAGCCAUUUGACCCAGCACGGACUCUUAUCUAGUGGCUGGCGGCGGAAGCACUUGCUAUCCCUCGUCUCGGCCACAGACCCUCCUCAUUGA
Exophiala oligosperma is the source of this 807-nucleotide messenger RNA. RefSeq lists its product as uncharacterized. The transcript has 6 exons. The record is from RefSeq and is a predicted model, not a curated record. Lineage: Eukaryota; Fungi; Ascomycota; Eurotiomycetes; Chaetothyriales; Herpotrichiellaceae. Bases 1 to 807 code for a protein of 268 amino acids.